GCCAUAUUGAAGUGAGAUAGACAUUUCUAAUUUUUGCGUUUUUAUCAAAAAAUACGCAUAUUUACCGUAUAAUUUCUUUAUAAAAUCGUGUAGAAGUAAUCAAUGAACGAUCGACAAUGGUUUUUUAGCGCUUAAAUUGGUUUAAAACGGUUAUUUGAGUGAUUUUUAGCGCAGCGUCUUUGAAGAGGUUCCAAAAUGUUUGACCCAAACGCUAUAACUACUCAGCAGAAUCAAAUUCAGUACCAGCAAAGUCAGCAAAAUGAGCAGAAAGAGCAAAAAACCGAGCAAAAAGACGCUUUCCCGUCUUUUUGCUACGCAAAUGUCAAUAUGUUGCAUAAAAUCGCACCCAACACGAGUCAAAAUCACACGUCAACCGUCAAUAUGUCGCAAUUGACGGACGAUAAAUGCUACAUAACCCAACCUUUCAGCUACAAUUACACUCUCGUUAAUCAGAAUUUGCUAACGCAAAACGCCAUCAGUAACAUUAGCUUUAAAUGCGAGAUUUGUGGGCUGAUUUUCGCCCAUCUAACGUUAUUAAACCAUCACAAGAAAGUCUCCCAUCCCGAGACGCAAGGGCAAGUCCAACAGCAGCAAAUCACAGUGCAGGUUCAACAGCAACCUCAACAGCAACCAACUCAAAUUCAAAUAGUAUCCGCUGAUAGAAUCCGUUUUUCGUGCGAAGAAUGCGGUUUAACGUUCAACACGCAAAACGACCUGAAGAAUCAUAAAAUUCAGCAGCACAACCAGCAGCAAAAUCAACAACAGCAACAGCAGCAACAACAAGCGCCGCAACAGCAACAGCAGAACACGUUAAAAAUAAAAAAUUGCGAGACUUGCAAUGCUCCGCUACCGCAGGAUACAAACAAAAAACGCGCGGUUAUGAAGGUCAAGUGUGAGAACUGCCUUAGCGCUGAAUCCAUUCAACCGCAGAUUUUUGUGGUGCAAACAGCCCCUGACACCAUCAAGUUUGAAGAAAGUACCGGGACGCAAACCACAAACUUAGGGUCGCAGAAUACCAUUCCGAUUGGCGUGAAAAAUAACCACCCUGUUAAACGUCGCGGUGUUGCCAGCGUUACCAAGUGCACCAAGUGCAACGGUAGCGGUAUUAUUUUCAUAGGUGGCGCCAAGAAUCAGCAGAACAACGUGGAGAAACCUUUUCACUGUAAUAUUUGUAAUGGUUCUUUUAGUAGGUAUUCAUCCUUGUGGUCUCACAAAAGGUUACAUACAGGGGAGAAAAAUUUCAAGUGCAACAUUUGCGGACUGGCGUUUGCUAAGGCCGCCUAUUUGAAGAACCAUUCGAGAAUUCAUACGGGUGAGAAGCCCUACAGAUGCAACGUGUGCGGGAUGCAAUUUUCGCAGUCGCCCCAUUUAAAAAAUCACGAGAGAAUCCACAGCGGCGAAAGACCGUACGUUUGCGAAGUGUGCGACAAAUCUUUCGCGAGACAUUCGACUCUGUGGAACCACAGACGCAUACAUACGGGGGAAAAACCCUACAGGUGCGACAUCUGCGGAAGCUGCUUCAACCAAGCCACGCAUCUGAAAAAUCACGCGAAAGUUCACAGCGGGGAAAAACCCUUCAAGUGCGACAUCUGCUCCGUCGGAUUCUCAGACAGGUUCGCUUUGAAGCGUCACAGGAACAUACACGAAAAAUACGGGCGAACGAAGCCGGCUGCGCCGGCGCAGCCGAGCGUUUCCGAGGAUAAUCUGGAAGGUUCCGCUUCGAACGACGAAACCGCGGCGGCCGUGACGUCAGUCUCUACCGGAACCGAAGAUCAUGAAGAAAUAAUCGAGACGAAAUACGAGGCUGUGGAGCACGAGAUCGGCGAGGAGAUGCACAUUUCCGAGUUGCAAGUGCAGCUCUCGUAAAGUGGCAAAAAAACCUCGAAGUUUGAGUACCAACUCGAUUUUCAACGUUUGCGACGUUGCCACGUCGACUACUCGAGUUAUUCGAACUGCCGGCCAUUUUUCGACGAUGUCAUCAUAAAGUCGACGAAAAAUGGCGAAGUUUGAGUACCAACUCGAUUUUUAGCGUUUGCGACGUUGCCACGUCGACUACUCGAGUUAUUCGAACUGUCGGCCAUUUUUCGACGAUUUUAUGUUUAAGUCGACGAAAAAUCUCCAAGUUUGAGUACCAACUCGAGUUUCAGCGUUUGCGACGUUGCCACGUCGACUACUCGAGUUAGUCGAACUGCCGGCCGUUUUUCGAAGAUUUUAUGUUAAAAUCGACGAAAAAUCGCGAAGUUUGAGUACCAACUCGAUUUUCAACGUUUGCGACGUUGCCACGUCGACUACUCGAGUU
Molecule: messenger RNA, 2299 nt
Organism: Brassicogethes aeneus
Lineage: Eukaryota; Metazoa; Arthropoda; Insecta; Coleoptera; Nitidulidae
Source: the annotation of a GenBank genome assembly